UGGCGCCUUAGCGAGCUACUGCUUACAUUGCACUUCCGAAAUUCUAGUUCCAUUCGUGCCUUUUCUGUCUGUUUUUUCAGACAACUUUGCUCUAUGGUUUUGCCAGGUCCAUGGAACGCACAAACUUUUUCUAGACGACAUUACGAAGAUAGUAGUAUUUGGGACCUGAUUCCAUCCCCGCGAGGGCAUCUCGGCGAAGGCAAAAUGUCCAUAGGAAAAGGUUUUAUCAUCACAAGGAAGAAAAGGCCAACGAGAAGCAGCUAAGGAAAGGACCACCAUUCGUGCAAGCCAGCCACUGAAUCCCAGCCAGCGUCGUUGUGAGGACCAGAAUCCGAUUCGAUUCCGACCUCCAGCAGCGUCCACCAUGACACCAACACCCCCCUUCCCUCAAAGCGGCCAGAAAAAUACAACGGCGAGCCACCGGCAUCAGCUUAGCCCCAGCUGCCGGCCACCACCACCAUUUCCCCUUUUGCAGAUUCUUCUACCGUUCUCUCUUCUCCGGCGAGCCGGAAGCCGACGACCGGUCGUCGCGCGCCGCCGCCAAGUGGACAGACGGUGUUCAUGAGUGGCAAGUUUUCUCUGCAGUUCUACUGCAUGACCGUCAGGAUGAGCAUCGACUGCAAUGGGUGCUACCAGAGGAUCAGGAGGGCACUCCUCCAGAUGCAAGAAGAUCUGGAUAGCCACCUGAUCGACCGGAAGCAGCAGCGGGUGAGCGUCUGCGGCGCCUUCGUGCCGCAGGACGUCGCCAUCAAGCUCCGCAAGAAGACCAACCGCCGCGUCGAGAUACUGGAGAUCAAGGAGAUCGACGCCGGCGACGGCCACCGGCUGUGAAGUCGCCGGCGUCGCACGAGAUGGGACGGCGGCGGCGGCCGUAGGAAAAUUCUUUGUAAAUAAAUCCUGUAUAUUAUAGCGUAUAUCAUUUGUUUUAAUCAGAGCCGAUAAACUUAUUCAGCUAACCCUUUUAACACAAAGCGAGAAUGGUACGAUUGCGAAUCAUGAGGAAAGUAGAGAAUGGCCAGCUGCAUGCCUGCAUCAGUAUCUAAGCUUUGAGAUGAAGCAUUCAUCCUCCCAAAGCAUCCAGGUGAGGAAGGCAAGCUCUGCAAGCGUAGGAACAUGGCCAAUUCUGCUUGGAGUGCAGCUUCAGGAAGGGCCUAAGUAGCCCCAACCAUAUGCACAGAGGUGGUCCAAAGAUAUGCACUCUCCCAUACCCUAACAACAUAACAGAAACUGAACUAGCUCUACAGAUUCGGUACCGACGAUGAUCUCGUCGCAAUUGCGAUCACAUGACUGACGAUACUGCGAAAAUGACACAAAACAAUAGCAGAAAGCGAUUGCGAAAUCGCCUCGAGAACUAUCAUAUCGCCAUAACACGGUCUUUCACUACAACAGAUUGGUAACAUCGAGUACCAGACAGAUUGAUUGCUGGUGAGUGAGAUAAAUGUGCAAAGAAGAGCUUUGCAUGGUGGUGUAGAUCAUCAAGAACUUGAGUAGCUUCUACCUCCAUCCAAUCCACCAACAAUUGUCAGAAUUGCUGGUCAGUCAGGGUUUCCUUGGAGUGCCAUUAAAGUCCGCAGAGGUGGAUGGAGAGGAGAGAAACUAAACCUGCUGAUGGCUUACGGCCAAGACAGCAAAUGUGGCCGCACAACACCCCCACCAUUUUUAUGAGCUUGAACAACCGUCCUGGCUCCUCCUUUUGUCACACCCAGUGAGGGUUCUGCAAGUGCUUCUUCUCCUUUUGGCUGAGAUUGAGCAAACAUGGGCAUGGCGAUGAGGUGCGUCUUGGUCCUCUUCUCCGUCUCCCCCGUGCUGCUCCUGUUCAACUUCGAGAUGCUGGAGGUUGCUCUCCAUCUAGCGAGCCGCGAAAAGGAGCUCGACACCGCUGCGGUAACCCCUUCUGCCAGUUUGAGCUUCCUCUCGAGGUUUAGGAUAAUGCUGGGGAUGAACCAUCAUCGGUCGCGGGGCCGAAGGCAUAAGAGAUAUUCAGAAGCUCCAGCUCCAGCUCCAGCACCAGUCCCAGCCCAUCAAGCAAGAUCAGAAGCUCCUGCCCCUCUUGUUCAUGUGCCUCGAAAAGGAAUGCCGUCGACUCAUCGCAGCCACAUUGCCCCAGCUAGAAGCCCGGUGCACAAAGUGAAAGAUGGUGGUCACACCAAGAUCCCGAGAUCCGCCAUUGUUGCUCUGGGUGUGGUUGGAUUAUGCCUAGUUGUUCUUGGAGUUGUCAUAGCAGCAUUCUCAGUCAGAAGAUCAAGGAAGUUCAAGAAGGUGUGUACAAAGGCAUUCAAACCAUUUCGUCAUGGAUCAAGAGAUCAAAGGUCACCUGCUGCUACCAGGAAGGUCAGUUCCCACCCUAGCCCAGAUCCACUUACACUAAGUUCCAUAGUACAGUACCAACAGAACCUUCCAAACCUUAAACAAUCAUCUGAAUCAAAGAGUCUAUCCAUUCAGAGCACUAUUCCGAUGGGUACAGAACUAAUAGUAAGUGAUCAUGCUGUGAUAAACAACUCACAAUCUGAUGAGGUUGAAUCUUUCCAUUCCAUACCUUGCUCUGAUUUAUCAGCUGGCUCCAUUACAGAGUUACCUCAGCAAAUUUGUGAUAGAAGAGCUAUUAUGAACCGAUCUGAGUAUUUCCUACAAACACAUGAUUCACCAUCUGAUUCAUCAUAUCAAUCCCUUUCACCAGAUUGUACAUCUCGUUUGUCUCCAAAGGAUCAAACUUUCACUGCUUCCAGUCACCUCAGUUUGCGUAGCAAAACUUGUCCAGAAAAAUCAGAUGGUGAAAAUGCUGAAAUAAACUGUCAUGAUGGAUUGGAAAUAACUUGCAUUUCUGGGUCCAUGGAACAUCAAGAAGCCCCUAUCGAAGAGCGGGCCAGAAUCAAUUUCAGGAACCCACCAUCACAACACAUCUUCCCUCCCUCCUAUCGUACAGAUACCUCACAAUCCAAAAUCAACAUAGCAUUUACUAUGACUAACUCAAAGGUUGAAUCAAGUUCUAAGGAAUCAUCAAGGAUUGAGACCUCCAGUUCAAUGGGUAUACCAAAACCGGCACCGCCUCCUCCACCGCAAAAGAACCCUCCUCCAAAUCUGAAAGGGCAAUGCUAUGGCCAGCCUCCACCACCACCUCCAUUGCCACUUCAGAUACAGGUUGGUAAAGAUGGGUCUCCCCUACCAAGGUUGAAACCAUUGCACUGGGACAAAGUAAGGGCUGCUCCAAACCGCUCUAUGGUGUGGAAUGAUAUAAGAUCAAGUUCAUUUGAGUUCGAAUUUGAUGAGCAGAUGAUCAAGUCUUUGUUCGCAUACAACCUUCAAGGGUCAAUGAAAGAUGAGGAGGCUAUGAACAAAACCGCAUCUACCACCAAACACGUCAUUGAGCACCAUAGGCUUCAAAAUACUACUAUCUUGUUGAAGACAUUAAAUGCAAACACCAGUCAAGUUUGCAAUUCUGUAAUACAAGGUAAUGGAUUAUCUGUGCAACAACUUGAAGCGCUUGUCAAGAUGAAACCGACCAAAGAAGAGGAGGAAAAGUUACUAAAUUAUGAUGGCGAUAUUAACAUGCUAGAUCCAGCAGAAAACUUUGUGAAGGUGCUACUAACAAUACCAAUGGCAUUCCCAAGGAUGGAGGUCAUGCUCUACAAGGAAAAUUUUGAUGACGAGGUAGCUCACAUCAAAAUGUCCUUUGCAAUGAUCGAAGGAGCUUGCACUGAAUUGAAGUCAAGCAAACUAUUCUUAAGAUUACUUGAAGCAGUACUCAAGACAGGAAACAGGAUGAAUGUCGGAACAUUAAGAGGAGGUGCAAGUGCUUUCAAACUGGAUGCGCUUCUGAAAUUGGCAGAUAUACGUGGGACAGAUGGGAAGACAACCCUACUGCACUUUGUUGUAAAAGAGAUGGCUCGUUCAAAAGGAUUAAAGGCUUUAGAAAAGCUCAAUGAAACACCCAGCUCUUGUCAUGACACACCAACUGAACGAGAGGAGUAUUCAUCAAUGGGUACAGAAUUUGUCUCUGAGCUAAGUAAUGAACUAGGCAACGUCAAGAAGGUAGCAAGCAUAGAUCUGGAUACCUUGCGAAACUCAAUAUCAAAUCUAUCCUGUGGGCUGGCUCAACUGAGAAAUCUUGUUGAGAAGGACCUAGCCAGUGAUGACAAGAACAAUAACUUCUUGCAAUGCAUGAAAUCCUUCCUAAAUCAUGCAGAGAAUACUAUGCAGGGGCUCAAAGCUGAUGAAGCUCAAGUCCUACUCAAUGUCAGGGAACUAACGGAGUACUAUCAUGGAGAGGUCAGCAAGGAUGAGUCCAAUCUGCUCCAAAUAUUCAUCAUCGUGAAAGAUUUUCUUGGUUUGCUGGAUAAGGUGUGCCGAGAAAUGAGGGGCACAAAGCAUAACCAAACUCUCAAUUUAGUCCUUCCACUCAAGUGAAUAGGUAUAGAUUAACCAACUGGCCACUAACAAAUUGAUUGUUUUGCAUGUGAAUGUUUGUAUAACGAUGUUAGCAUUAAGUGUUUGACAAGUUGACUGCUUGUGUAUGAGAGUGUUUCUUUGGGAGUGUUAGAAUGGAGAUCAGUUAGCAUUAAUUAUAAACAGAUUGUUUA
Oryza sativa Japonica Group (Japanese rice) is the source of this 4577-nucleotide messenger RNA. The record is from RefSeq and is a predicted model, not a curated record. Lineage: Eukaryota; Viridiplantae; Streptophyta; Magnoliopsida; Poales; Poaceae.